GCCAAUGGUCUUGUCAAUUGUCAUGUGAGUGAUACAUUAACCUCAAAUGUCAAUAUUUUUACAGUCUAUUUAUAAAUCUAUUUCGCACUUAAAAUGGUUUUCAAACGUUUAAUUAAUACAGGCAACAUCUACUUUAUGAGAAAUUAUUGCACUCCCAAAAGCGGCCAGCGAGUUCCUCCGCCAACACCAGAAAUUAUAGAAACUUUCAGCAGAAAUGGCGAUAACGGCACAUCUAAAACGCUCACAGGCGAAGUUUUACCAAAGGAUCACAAUAUUUUUCACGCAAUCGGCUCAACGGAGGAAUUACUAUCAUAUGUCGGAAUUGCAAGGGAACACGCUCAAGAAUGCGAACACGAAUAUUGUGACAAAUUGAAACGAAUUCAAACUGUGAUUAUAGACAUAAGUACUGCGAUUUCUAGAUGCGGCGAUAAAAACAAAAAACCGAUAUCGUCCACCUACACUAAAGAACUCGAGGAAUGGAUUCAUCACUAUUCAAAGCAGUUACCACCACCAGAGCGUUACAUUAUUCCGGGAGGUGGUAUCGCAGCUGCCUCCUUACAUGUGGCCAGAGCUAUUUGCCGCAAAACCGAACGUACCAUUGUUCCACUGGUACGAAAUGGUGGUUUAGAACAAGAAGCUCUAAUAUAUUUAAAUCGUCUCUCUGACUUCUUAUUUACUAUAUCAAGAAUAGCUGCCAAAGUAGAUAAACGAACUGAAAGCAUUUAUAUUCCUAAACCGGAUGAAAAAAUUCAAGCACAGUAAUAUUUUCUUUUUUAAGCCAUUCCCUACCCAAACUGUGUGCUAGAUCCCUUAGCUGUCUUAGUUUUUUUUUUGUUUUGAUCUUACAUUUCUAUCAUUUUUAGGGUCUUGUACGCUAGAGGAAUCUGAAGCCUCUGCAGACUUCCACUUGUUUCAUUUAUCCUAGUGAAAAUAUUUUCCAAAGUUGGUCAUUAUAAAAGCUAUCAUGGUACCUACAGAGCGUCGGUUGAUAAUAUUUGCAUGUUUGUAAUUCAAGUUAUCAAGUCCGACUAAUUAUACUAUUAUUAAGUAA
Photinus pyralis (common eastern firefly) is the source of this 1051-nucleotide messenger RNA. RefSeq names its product corrinoid adenosyltransferase-like. Gene Ontology annotation, molecular function: corrinoid adenosyltransferase activity. NCBI's taxonomy places the organism in Eukaryota, Metazoa, Arthropoda, Insecta, Coleoptera, Lampyridae. The record is from RefSeq and is a predicted model, not a curated record. The transcript is spliced from 4 exons. Bases 94 to 762 code for a protein of 222 amino acids.